AUCUCAGAAACGACGCCUCUCAUCAGCGGCAGCAAGUCCGCCGACGCCGAAGAUGGCCGCCCUCCGCCCGGCAAGCCGCUGCCCAAGAUGCAGGUCUUCCUGCUCUGCUUCGCAAAGGCCAUGGAGCCCAUUGCCUUCUUCGCAAUCUUCCCCUUCAUCGCGCAAAUGGUCCAGCGCAACGGCAACCUGCCCGAGUCGGACGUCGGCUUCUACAGCGGCCUGAUUGAGAGCCUCUUCUCCGCGACGCAAAUGGUCGUGCUGUACUUUUGGGGCUACCUGGCCGACACCGUGGGCCGCAAGCCCGUGCUGCUGUGGUCGCUCGUGGGCAUGGCCGUGGCCACCUUCUUCUUCACCGUGUCGACGUCCAUCUGGCAGAUGAUUGUGUUCCGGUGCGUGGCCGGCGUGUUUUCCGGCUCUGGGCUGGUGAUCCGCACGAUGCUGUCGGACCACACGACGGCGGAGACGCAGGCCGUGGCGUUUAGCUGGUUCGCCUUUGCCAACAACGUGGGCAUCUUCCUGGGGCCCAUUAUCGGCGGCGCGCUGGCCGACCCGGCGGAGCAGUUCCCGGGCGUCUUUGGGGGCAUCAAGCUGCUGGAGGACUAUCCCUACAUCCUGGCCGGCGCGGCCAUCACCGCCUGCAGCGUCGUCAGCAUCGUCCUGUCGGUGCUCUAUCUCGAGGAGACGCUCGAGCCCGAGUCAAGCACCACCACCGCUGGAGUCGCGGCGCCGGCUCGCCCCCAGCGCCUGUCCACGUUUGAGCUCCUCAAGGCCCCCGGCGUCGGCAUCGUCAUCUGGGUCUAUACCCAUGUCAUGUUCCUCGCCUUUGCCUUCACCGCCAUCCUGCCCGUGCUGCUCUUCACGCCCGUCGACCUCGGCGGCGUCGCCUUCUCGCCCUUCCGCAUCUCCGUCUGGAUGGCCAUCCAGGGCGCCAGCCAGGCCACCUGGCUCAUUGUCGCCUUCCCCAUGCUGCAGCGCCGCCUCGGCACAAAGGGCUCGCUGUCCGCCUGCGUCGCCGUCUACCCGCUCUUCUUCGCCGGCUACGUCGUCAUGAACAUGCUCCUGCGCGUUGGCACCGAGUCCUCCGUUGCCAUCUUCUACGUCGUGGCCUUUAUCGUUGCCUUUAUCGGACCCGGUGUGUCCAUGGCCUUUACGGCCGUCCAGCUCGCCCUGAACGAUGUUUCUCCCAACCCGCACGUCAUGGGCACUCUCAACGCCCUGGCCAUGACCGCCGCUAGUGCCAUCCGGUCGUUUGUGCCUGGCGUUUCGACGGCGAUAUUCGCCAUUGGCGUGCGGAACCAGAUCCUCUGGGGCCACCUAGUGUGGGCGGUUCUCAUUCCCAUUGCCAUGUCUCUGUCUAUAUUCGUGAGAUGGCUGCCAGAGGAUAAGCAGUCGCAUAAGCUUCCCCAGAACGAAGAUGAAGAGUAGAAAAUAAAAUAUGG
This is a messenger RNA of Trichoderma atroviride IMI 206040, 1439 nucleotides long. RefSeq lists its product as uncharacterized. The record is from RefSeq and is a predicted model, not a curated record. Gene Ontology annotation, biological process: transmembrane transport. Gene Ontology annotation, molecular function: transmembrane transporter activity. Lineage: Eukaryota; Fungi; Ascomycota; Sordariomycetes; Hypocreales; Hypocreaceae.